Molecule: messenger RNA, 321 nt
Organism: Colletotrichum fioriniae
Lineage: Eukaryota; Fungi; Ascomycota; Sordariomycetes; Glomerellales; Glomerellaceae
Source: RefSeq, a predicted model, not a curated record
AUGGCCGCGCGCAGCAGCACCAUGAUCCUGAACAGAGCUCUCCGCACCCAGCGCACAGCACAGAUGCCCCGCGCAGCAUUGCGGCUCUACUCAACAUCAGUAGAUGGCGAGAAGAGACCGUCCAUUGUGGGAACAUUUUACAAAACGUUUACCCGGCCUGUCCUCAAAGUUCUUCUGAUGGCGACCCUCACAUAUCAAAUCGCCUACUGGACCUGGACGAAGCUUGAACAGGACGAAAUCCGCGGCGAGAAGAGUAAGGAGAUUGAAGGUCUCGAGGCGAGGGUCGCAGAGCUGCAGGCAGGGAAGGAGAGGAAGGCCUAG